UCAUGUGAUUUAUUUUACUGUGUAAUUGCAGACUUCUUCGUCCUUCUUGCUCAUCAACUUUCAAGUAAAUCAUUGUUGCAUAAUGGACAAGGAACCUCUUAUGAACGAUCCAGAAUCAGAUCCUCCGCCUGCAUAUAAUGUACAAUCAAGCCAGGCUUAUUACCCUCCUUUUGGGUAUCCACAUCCUGACAACAGAGCACCUGUACAUGUGUAUACUCAUCAGCCAGUGAUGUCAACUGCAAUGAUGACAACUGUUGAAGGGGUGCCAUCUGACUACUUGUAUCUGUCCAUUUUAAGUCUGAUUUGUUGCUGGCCGGUCGGUUUGUUUGCAGUUCUAAUGGCUAUUAAGACUCGUGAUAUGAUUGCGCAUGGAAACGUGGAUGGAGCAAAGGAAACAUCAAGAAAGGCUCGACGUAUUGCCAUUCCGGGGGUGGUAAUUGGUUGCAUGUUGUUUGCAGCUUCUGUCAUCAUCAAUAUCGCAGUUAGGAUUUAGACUUCAACGUGUCUUGACAAUAAAUGCAGGAUAUGACGUCAGUUGCUUAGUUGUUUGCUAGACUGUCAUGUUUGCUAAUGAUUGAUUAAAUUGUGACGUUGUUUUAUGUACUAUGGUACUUAUGUGGACAAAUUUCUGAUAGUGUUGUAGACGAUGCCAAACGGAUUCAGGCAUGGGGUACGUGCCUCACGCCCCCUUCAGAG
Corticium candelabrum is the source of this 696-nucleotide messenger RNA. Its product is annotated as trafficking regulator of GLUT4 1-like. Gene Ontology annotation, cellular component: membrane. The coding region runs from base 83 to 493 and encodes 136 amino acids. Lineage: Eukaryota; Metazoa; Porifera; Homoscleromorpha; Homosclerophorida; Plakinidae. The transcript is spliced from 5 exons. The record is from RefSeq and is a predicted model, not a curated record.